AUGGACGCUGUGAAGCGCUUCUUUUCGUCCCCGCGAUUCGCUGUGGCCGGCGCCAGCAACGACAGUCGCAAGUUCGGCUAUAAAAGUAAACAAACCCUGGCCUCUUCUUUUCUGGCCUGGUAUCACCAGCACUCGCUGCCAGUCACUCCUAUUAAUCCCCGGGCCGACAGCAUUGACCUGCCUUCGCACAAAUAUGCGACCGUGUCUUCACCCUCUGCCCUGCCCGAACCCUCGCAGACUUCUCUCUCCCUCGUCACGCCGCCGCCCGUCACGCUGGAGCUCCUGAAGGAGGCGCAUCAAGCCGGCAUCCCGGCUGUCUGGCUGCAGCCGGGCACCUUCGACGACGAAGUGCUCAACUACGCCCGCUCCCACUUUGAGGCUGCCAUCGGUGGUGAAGGUGGCCGGGGCAGCGAGGGCUGGAGUCGACUGCGAACAGGGGCCCUGCCAGGCCCUAUAAUGGCCGACAUGCCUGGUUCCUUUCUCAGCGGCGACGCGCCCUUCCGUGUUUCUUCCCAGCUCUUCCAGCCACCUCGGACGCCUUCUGCCUCUUCCUCUCUUUUUCUGUCUCACGAUAACGCCUCUGCCCGCAAGCGCCUGCGUCGGGAUGGCCCAGAGGACCGAUCCUUCUUAGACCCCGUGUCGUCGGGCGAGCUGGGCAGCCCGGCGCCCUUGGUCAACACCGACUACCGUCUAGCUGGGGGACUGGAGGAGACGAGACAUCUCGAGACCGACGAGAACCAAGAUGCCAUGGAGGAGGAGCUGGAUUACCGACCGAAUCGAUAUCGCGAUCCCACGGUAUUGCAGGCAAGGGAGGAGCACGAGGAGAACAGCUACAAUGACCAAAACAAUGGGCGCGGAAAUCGCAAACGCAGCCACAGCGUAUCAGAAGAGACGAACAAAGCAGAAUCGCCGUACAGGGGCUGGGGUCGAGCUGUUUUCAACGUCGUGGGCAAGGUCUGGGAUUUUUGCUGGUCGAGCGCUUUUCGUGGUUUCUAUGCCGGUGGAGGUCAGUCAUAUCGUAUGACGGCCAACUCGCCGCCGACCUUGGACCAGAGUUCCUGGCAAAUGGUGUCUCGCCAGGACGAUGUCUUUGGUCCUGAUUCCCAGUCUCCCAACCCUAUUCCCGGAGACUUCCCGGCCGACGAAGACGAAGAUUACGAGAAGGCACGCGAUCAGGAUCUCCGCGCCAGCUGGGUGCUGGUCCCUGACGGGAAACAACAUCUCUCCUCUCGAAGCAGCAGUCCCACCAAUACGGCACGCAGGGUUCCGCGAAGGGGUAGUGCCUGGCGUGCUCAGCCUCGCCGGUCCACCGGCAUGCCUCGGUUGAGCAGGAGAUCCGUUCUCAAUCCCACGCGGACGUCGAUGACGAUAUCCGCGCGGCCGGGUACUCCAACAAAGAGCCAGUUCACACCAUCGCGGCCAUCGUCCAAGGACAGUCCGGCUUCGCUUGAAGCCCAACGGUUAGCAGCCAAGGUGCGUCGCCGCGAGCGCGAGGAGGACGCCAGUAUUCGGCGACUGAACGACCAGCUCAAGGCUAUGAUCCGCGAGGGACGAGAAGCGUUGGGGACACGGGUGGAAAUCGACGAGUCGAUAGACUUGGAUGAUGACUGA
Molecule: messenger RNA, 1611 nt
Organism: Rasamsonia emersonii CBS 393.64
Lineage: Eukaryota; Fungi; Ascomycota; Eurotiomycetes; Eurotiales; Trichocomaceae
Exons: 3
Coding region: 1-1611 (536 amino acids)
Source: RefSeq, a predicted model, not a curated record